AUGGUUGAUGUGUUUCGUGGGUACAACUCACUUAUACCGCCCAUCAGGAAUCUCAGCGACAUGCCAAUCAUCGUCAGAGUCGCCAUGCAACUUUUCCUUCUUAUCGAUGUUGCAGAGAAGGACCAGGUGAUGCAUACAAACGUUUGGUUGACAUUGAAAUGGCACGACUUCCAGAUGCGAUGGAACCCAGUGAACUACGGUGAGAUAAAAGAAAUGCGGAUCUCACCGGAUAAGGUCUGGCUACCUGACAUCGUCUUAUUCAAUAACGCUGAUGGCAAUUACGAGGUGUCAUUCAUGUGCAAUGUCGUUAUAAAUUACCAAGGCGAUAUGUUGUGGGUACCACCAGCGAUUUACAAGAGCUCAUGUAUCAUAGGUAAGGCUGUUUAG
This is a messenger RNA of Cooperia oncophora, 387 nucleotides long. The record is from the annotation of a GenBank genome assembly. NCBI's taxonomy places the organism in Eukaryota, Metazoa, Nematoda, Chromadorea, Rhabditida, Trichostrongylidae.